CUAAAGUCUACUUGUAGCAGAUAUGCCGUACUUAGUUCCCCCACGCCGCUACGGGCAACUCUAACCAUCGGGUUGCCGGUUGCGGAACGCUCCCUCCCGCCUAGGUACGGCUCGUCUCAACGCCAAUAUACCCGCACUCCGAGCGUACACCCCGCUAAACUUCAACCUCACUCCUUUACGUUCGUGGCCAGCUUGGUGAUACAUCAUCUUUCGAAGUCUUGAUCCUGGGCGGAACGCUAACUUCGAAUACUAUGAGGAACAUGGACGGCCGAAGAGACACCGCAAGAUACCCACGUCAUCACCUGCAUGGGCGAUAUCGGUGCCUCGACGGUGUGACUCUCACGGCGUAGGGCUGAACACGUUGGCAUGUGGGACUGUUUCCCCCAGAUGGUACUUAUCCAUCGCUUAUUCGAUUGCCCAGCUUCAAUAGAAGCUCUCAUCCCGACGAACACACAUGUCAAAUGAUAGCCAUCUUCCAUUUGACAACCAAAAGCCUGAACUUGCGGCGUUCACCAUCUUUGGGAUUGGCUCAUGAGCGAGAUCGUCGGACAUUCUCCUGACCAGCCACCCUCCAACAAGAAGACUGGCUCUACACCAUCCUCCUCUUCCUCUCUGUGUCAUACAGCCACAGUGACAACGAUGAUCGAUAUGCCCACUCAACGGCUCGAAGUCCAACUAUAGAGACCCGACCGAAACGGGGCGGCGCAACUAUCUCUCAGAAGUGGCCAAUGGUCUUAUCCUAAUAUCUGACAUACUAUGUAGAUAUUUUAUCAAUGAGUGGCAGGCCACAGCGGGCAAGCCGCGCAACGCCCCGCCGUUCAGCUGGGAACAGUUGUGUGCGCCAGCAAAACCGCGCUCCCGAAGGCUGACGUGACCAAGCACCGGGUCUCUCUCGUCUCACUCAGUUCCAUUGCACAUCGUUGAUCGCUUCAAUGAUCGAGGGGUCAUCAUACUGUACAUGGGUGAUCACGGUCGACUCUUCGAGUGCCUAUUCUGUCCUUGCCCAACGUUUGAUACUGAUUCACACCAUGCAGACUAGAAUACGAUGAGAAUUUUGCCAGUGGCCCUCGUCUUCAGCCGAUCAAUCUGCUGAAAUGCCGAACACGCCCGGCCAGGAAGAGGUCCAUUCCUUCAGGGAUUGGGCUUCUAAUCCUCACACGCCCACACGAGGCAGUCCCGUGCCCAACGAAACCGGGAAUCACUUCUCCCAACACCACGAGCACCGACCAGAUAGCGGACAGACUGCUUAUGGAAAUACCCAAUAUGACGCUGGAUACGGUGAUGGACUCGCUACACCAUACAGCGUCUACGACGUUUCUCCGCAUCCAGAUGCCUCAGUUGUCCCUCCUGAUUCGAUCUAUCAGCGGCAUGAUGAUGAGACCGAACUCCUACAGGAAAGUCAAUGGCAACAGCAGGCCAAAGGCACAUUCAAGCCAGUCAACUUAUCAACUGUUCCCUUGACUUCACAGAGUCUGGAUUCCCCUCCUGUCAUCAGGAGUUCAACAGCUCGACAGUCCCAACAAAGGCCCUCCAGUUGCGCCUGCUGGCCAUGGCGAUGGAGGAAAUCAUGGAACAUGUACCUAUGCCUACUCUUUGGCGUUGCAUGUGCUGCUUCCCAUCACUUUUACUACUUGUCUCUCGACGGGCGGCCAGCCACGGACCAAAUCAAGAUGAUGCGCUAUGGAACGAUGUUAGCCUUCGGAGCGAAAGCAGGCCUAAGCGCCGCGGUCAUCGUGGCUUUCAGACAGCGGGUAUGGACAACGGUCCGAAAACGGUUCAUGACCGUGGGCGCCUUGGAUGCCUUGUUCUCGGCUACGGAGGACUUACAGGCUGUGACGAGUUGGGAGAUGGUUCAAAGCGCAAAAGUGGCGGCGUUGCUAGCGGCAUAUGUCUGGCUGGCACCACUCGUGGUAGUCCUUACUUCCAACACGCUUCUUGUCGUUCCCAGGAAGAUGACAAUCUUAACCUCGUGUCCAGAAGUGCGGACGCUGAAUCUCACAUUCGAAGAGACCUACGAGUGGCGGCAACCUCCAAAAAUCGACCGGCUAUUUGAGAUUCCUCUGUCUCUGUGGAAUACCACCAAGGAACCAGAGAAUGACACUCCCGGAUGGUUCGAUUACUACACCGCACCCAGCCCUAGUUUCCAGAAUACAGCCACUAUUGGCUCCUUUCUCGAAGAGGCCGUCAUGAGAAGGAACGCACCUAUCGAAACCUGCGGGACUGGUUGGAACUGCUCUUUCGAGAUCCAAUUCGUUGCCCCAGCCUACAAGUGUACCGAACUGGGCAAUGGGGUUGAUUCCAUUGUCAACAACCUAACUCAAGAGUCCGGAAGUAUUGCGCCGCCCUUCAACAUGGACGUCCUCCUUCCCAGGGGAAAAUUCACCUACUACGCCUUCACCAGCGGCGGCGAAUACUCCACCACGCAAAUGAAAGAAGUCGGCAUCGGCGGCCGACCAACAACGGACCCCCCCUUUCCCAAACACCUCGGCGCCUUCCGCACCGAGCCCAUCAUCUGGCUCGGCUACGUCACCCUCGCCGACGCGCUGGCCAAGGCCAACGACAUCAGGGGCAACCUUCCGUCGGUGCCCUCCAACCCCUCCGACCCAGCCUGGAACACGUCCUUCGUCCCGCACAUCUUCGCCUGCGAGAACUACGAAUCCAACUACACGGUGCGUAUCAACUACACCGGCGCCGCCCAAACCACCACCGUGACCAACGUGACCUACCUCCGCCCCGUCAUCAACACAACUUACACCCCGCACAUCGACGCCAACGACGGCACCGCCGACAACGUCACCGCUACGCCCACCGACAACUACAUCCUCCCCACUUCGGUCCCGCAAUACCGGCGCACAGCCGCCUACCACUCGUUGGGGUUCAUGCUCCGCGACCAGAUCAACGGCACGGUGGGCAUCGGCGACGACCGCGACCUCGUCAACCCCAUCGCCAACACCAAAGCCAUCCAGACGUCGCGCCUCCUCGAUUUCGGAAACAACUAUUUCCCGUACCCGGACAUCCAGCGGCGGAUUCAAAAGUUUUAUGAGGACAUUAUCCUUUCGGUUUUGGGACAUCCCCAGUUUGCCAGCGUGGUCUGGGCGGCGAAGUCCGGGGAACAGUCAGGCGUGACGUUUGAUGCGCCGGACGCCAACCAGCCAUCGCUGUUGACCACGGACCAGCAGAGAGCUUAUCUGUACCCUUGCACCAAGUUUCGCAUGGCGCUCGUGUACAAGUUUAAUGCAAGGUUGUUGUGGAUCGUGUAUAGCAUCUCGAUUGCCCUGGCGGUCAUGGGGGUGGUGGUGGGUGCGCUGGCGCUGAGGGAGAAUGGUGCGGUGGUAAGGGAUACCAAGUUUUCGAGCAUCGUGGCGGCGACGAGGGGGAGUGGGUUGGGGAGGGCGAGAUGGACUGAUCGUUUCGAUGGUGGUGCUUCGGGUGGGGGUGAUACAGUGCCGGAGGAGGUUAAGGGGUGGAGGAUGGGGUAUGGGGUUGUUGAUGCUGGAGCUGGUGAUGGUCGGCUGGAGGUGGUAGACGGAGCGGGAGGACGGACGGUGUAUGGGUUUGGGUUUGAAGGGGAUGUGAGGCAGUUGAGGAGGACGCCGAGUUUAGUACAGUUGACGACGCUGGGGAAGUAGGCUUGAUAGGUACGCAAGUGUUUCCAGUACCGUUUCUAGUCUUUCCUUUUUCUCGUGUCGGGCCAUGAAUCGUGGUUGGGUACCGGCAGCAGUCUCCAUCGUGGUCGUGCUGCAAUGGUAAGUUGCAGUCAUGUAUGUAACCAUGAAUGACACUCUAACCACAGCAUACCUAGCCAGACAGCCUCCCAUCCCAGCCCUACUCACUCACAUGCGCGCAUGUUGGUAGGCGCUCACACACAAAGUGCUGUUCCGAAUGGCUUAAACUUUGCAUUCCCUAUCUAUUUCUCGGUAUCAUCCUGUUGUAUCUAUCCCAUAUCUCCGCUCUUUAUUCAAAGUUGCUUGGUGAUGGUGGCCAGGAG
Messenger RNA from Neurospora crassa OR74A, 3988 nucleotides. RefSeq lists its product as hypothetical. The coding region runs from base 1095 to 3629 and encodes 844 amino acids. The record is from RefSeq and is a predicted model, not a curated record. NCBI's taxonomy places the organism in Eukaryota, Fungi, Ascomycota, Sordariomycetes, Sordariales, Sordariaceae. The transcript is spliced from 2 exons.